GGGGCCGGGCGCGGCGGCGGCGGGCGGAAGCGAGCGGCGCGGCGAUGGACACGGCCCCGGUGGCGGGGCGCGGACCCAUCAAGGGCAUCCUCAAGAAAAGCGGCGGCAGGCUUUCGCCAGGAGGAGUGGCUGCGGGGGCGCCGCGGCGAGCUAGUCCGACCCGCCAUGAGGACGAGCCCGAGCACGGUAAAAAGUCCCAGAAGUGGGAUGAAAUGAACAUCUUGGCUACAUACCACCCAGCAGACAAAGAUUAUGGCAAGAUGAAAAUAGAUGAGCCAAGUACUCCUUAUCACAGCAUGAUAGGAGAAGAUGAUGAGGAUGCAGUGAGUGAUUCAGAAUCGAAUGAGCCCUUGAAAGCAGAUGUGUUGAGUAAAAAACUGGCAGCAGCAGCUGAAGGUGAAGGACCCAAGAUUAUAGCAAGGCAAGAGGAAAGCAGCGAGGAAGAGGACGAGGAUGAGGAAUUAACACCUGAAGAACGAGAGAAGAAAAAGCAGUUUGAAAUGAAAAGGAAAAUGCACUACAAUGAAGGACGAAACAUCAAACUGGCAAGACAGCUCAUUGCAAAAGAACUACACGGUGAAGAGGAGGAGGAGGAUGAAGAUGAAGAGAUGCGUGAUGCUGCAGAUACAGAAACAAUGAAUACAGAACCUACUGAACACGGGGAAAGGAGGGCUCCAAUAGGCAACCUUAUGACCUUUCUCCAUGGCUUGAAGCUGCCAUCUCUCUGUACUCUGCUGUAAAACAGAGGCAACUCCGCUCCCCAGCUGCAUUCACCAGUGGAAAGAAGGCACACCUUUGCAGCAUUUUUCCUUCUCUAUUGUUGAACUUCAUUCCACCUUGCCUCAUUACCAGCUUCAGAGCCACAACUGGUAAUUAUCAAUUUUAGACUGCUCAUGGCCAAUAGAUUAUAUAAAUGUAACAGUUUGCCACCUUAUCAGCCCAAUUACUAACUGGUUUGUCUUCACAACGUGGCAUAUAGAAAUACUUUUCCCUUAACUGGAUGCAGUUCUCAAAUCUUAUUUCCUCGUUUGUAUGAUUCUGCUUAACAAACCCUGCU
This is a messenger RNA of Pogoniulus pusillus (Red-fronted tinkerbird), 1057 nucleotides long. RefSeq names its product protein phosphatase 1 regulatory inhibitor subunit 2 (gene PPP1R2). Lineage: Eukaryota; Metazoa; Chordata; Aves; Piciformes; Lybiidae. The transcript has 6 exons. Gene Ontology annotation, molecular function: protein phosphatase inhibitor activity. The record is from RefSeq and is a predicted model, not a curated record. Gene Ontology annotation, biological process: regulation of signal transduction. The coding region runs from base 45 to 740 and encodes 231 amino acids.